AUGCAGUGCUCGUGCCAAAGCCAGCCGAUACAGCCAAAUUGCGGAUGCCAACCUGCGGGAGCCGUUGAGCCGAUUCAAGUCACCGCUUUACAGUGCCAACCUGCAUGCCAACAAAGUUGUGCUCAGCAAUGCAGUGGCUCUACGUUGAACACUUGUCAGCAAAACUGUCAGAUUAGUUGUCUGGGUAGCUGUCAGCCACAAGCAAUUCAGCCACUUCCUGUUGUCAACCAAUGCCAACCAUCGUGUGAACAAGUGUGCCAGCAAUCCUGUGUCGCUCAACAACAGCCGGUCACCUACUGCAACAAUGAAUGCCGUUCGCAGUGCUCCAGCUUUUGCAAUGAGCCCGUUCUGAAUGUGCUGCUCAGCGUUCCUCUCGGGCAGCCAAGUAUGCAAUGUCAACCGGCGUGCCAGCAGCAGUGUCAGCAAACUUGUGCGGUUCAGCAGUCUCCUACAGCUUGCAGUAAUCAGUGUCAGGUUCAAUGCACCAACGCCUGUGCUGUGCAAAUGCAAGCUCCUGCUCUUGUUCCUGCUCCAGGUCCUGUUGUGAAUAACCUGCCACCAAUCACGUAUGAUCAGUGUGUUCCUCCAUGUCAACCUCAGCAGCAAGCGGCAGUGCAAUGUGCUCCUGUAUGUCAACCAGCUUGCCAGCCAUCCUGCAUCCAGCAGCAACAAGCAGCUGUACAAUGUACUCCUCAAUGUCAACCAGCUUGUCAACCAUCCUGCAUUCAACAGCAGCAAGUACAGCAACAGCAAAUACCUGUGCAACAGCCCAUCCGUAUCAACGUUCCAGUAUCCCGGCAAGACGUCAACUGCAUGCCUCAAUGCCAGACACAGUGUCAAUCCGUUUGUGCCACCCAGCAAUCAGUCGCGCCAUGUUUGGAUCAGUGUCAAGCGAAAUGUGGCGAAUUCUGCAUAUCUGUCAAUGUUCAGGCUCCAGCUGCAGCUCCUCCAGCCCCUGCUCCAUUUCAAGCUCCGGCUCAAUGUGCUCCAGCAUGUAUGCCAGCUUGUGAAAGCACGUGCAUUGCAGCACAACCAGCAUGUGUACAGCAGUGUCAGGCGCAAUGCGCUCCAGCACAAUCUCCUGCACAAUGUCAGCAAUGUCAAAGCGCUUGUGUAGCUCAGCAAGCUCAAGAACCGCCAGUUAUCCGAGUCGUUCUUCAGCCAAGCAUUGCCCAGUCUGCUCAGUGCCAAACGCAGUGUGAGUCUUCAUGUUCUACACAAUGUGUUCAACAAAGUCAACCAGUAACCACGUGCCAGCCGGCUUGCCAACAGAGCUGCAUGCAGACAUGCUCGCCAUCUUCAGCUACACAGCCCAUUGUCAUGGCUUGUGAACCCGUCACGGGGGUACAGGCACAGCAAACCUGUCAGUGUAGAGUGGGAUACUCACCCUGUAACCGAGGCACACAAUGCUGUCGUCAACGCCGACGUCGAGCUUAG
Cooperia oncophora is the source of this 1437-nucleotide messenger RNA. The record is from the annotation of a GenBank genome assembly. NCBI's taxonomy places the organism in Eukaryota, Metazoa, Nematoda, Chromadorea, Rhabditida, Trichostrongylidae.